Messenger RNA from Ipomoea triloba (trilobed morning glory), 3489 nucleotides. Its product is annotated as probable ion channel POLLUX. Gene Ontology annotation, biological process: monoatomic ion transport. The record is from RefSeq and is a predicted model, not a curated record. The transcript is spliced from 12 exons. The coding region runs from base 163 to 3051 and encodes 962 amino acids. NCBI's taxonomy places the organism in Eukaryota, Viridiplantae, Streptophyta, Magnoliopsida, Solanales, Convolvulaceae.
CUUUCUUCCCCAGUCCCACCUUCCCCUGUCUCUCUCUGAACUUGAGCUCUCUGAUCUCCCAUGGAUUAUUCCUCAAUAAUUCCCAAAAGUUGUGUACUUCAGUGAUCCCUAAUCGACCAAUUUUGUUCGUCUUUGUACACCUAUACUGAUACUAAUCACAAAAUGCCUGAGAGAAAUGGAGCUCCAAAUCCGAAUUCAAAUCCGAGCAAGCCAGAAAGGCCGCCGUUGCUGAAGAAAUCAAGGACGAUUUCUGAACACACCAGAGCUGCUCACUUCCCCGGUCCGCUCUUCCCGGCCGUCCGCCGUGUCUCCUCCUCGCCGCCGUCGCCCGUCGCUUCCACCUCCGCAUCUGAUUUUUCCUCUUCCGCCUCCUCCGCUACUUCCCCCGCUUCUUCGGAUCAAAGCUUCGGCUUCGGUGAUCGUGACUACGUCUACCCCUCUUUUCUCGGCCCCUACACUGCUCGAAGCAGAGUCACUGUCACGUCCGCUUCGAAAUCACAGCGGCAUGAGCAGAAACCGCCGAAAUUUCCGGCUCGGAGCACCUCUAUGCCGUCGAAUACGAGCGGCCGAGCCGCCGCCGCCGCUGCUGAUGUGGAAAUCGAUUAUCCAGCUGGUUCUCCCAAGGUUAAGCUGGAGCCUAAGCCGAGGCUCAAGGCCGAGAAAGAACUGAAUCCAUUUCAAAUUCAAGUCCCUACUUCUAGUGUUUCACCAACAGCUAGCUCAGCUAAAUCUAUUAGUAUCCGAAAAAAUCUAGCCCUAAUUAGUUCUUGGAUUCUUGUUUUGCUAAAAUUCAUGUGUAUAGUGUUUGUAUCUCACACAGUUUAUUUGUGGAGUAUGGUUGCUAAACUUCAGGAGGAGAAUGCCAGCCUUCGCAAAUUAUGUAAACAUACUGAUACCUUUAACAAUGACAGCAUAGACGGUUUGGAGCUUCAAAAUGAUACUUCUUUAUUAUACUUUGGAGGUGCUGACAGUAGAACACUUGCUCUGUAUACUGUACUUUUUACCCUUAUUACACCCUUUAUGUUGUACAAGUAUCUUGGCUAUUUUUCAAGAAUAAUGAAUCUCUCGAGGCGAACAAAAGUUAACAAGGAGGGAGUUCCAUUGAAGAAAAGGAUUGCUUAUACGGUUGAUGUUUGUUUCUCAAUUUACCCUUAUGCAAAGCUGUUGGCACUUCUCUUUGCCACUCUCUUUCUAAUUGGGUAUGGAGGCUUGGCAUUGUAUGCUGUCAGUGAUAAGAACUUUACCGAGUCUCUUUGGCUCUCUUGGACCUUUGUAGCAGACUCAGGAAAUCAUGCUGACAUGGCUGGUAUUGGGCCAAGGAUUGUUUCGGUUCUCAUAAGUUCAGGGGGCAUGCUUAUAUUUGCCAUGAUGCUGGGACUUGUUUCAGAUGCUAUAUCAGAGAAGGUGGAUUCACUACGAAAAGGCAAGAGUGAGGUCAUUGAGAGCAAUCAUAUUCUUAUUCUUGGAUGGAGUGACAAAUUGGGAUCACUACUGAAACAGUUAGCCAUUGCAAAUAUGAGCAUUGGUGGCGGAGUGGUUGUUGUGCUUGCAGAAAGAGACAAAGAAGAAAUGGAGAUGGACAUAGCAAAGCUAGAAUUUGAUUUCAUGGGAACUUCAGUUAUUUGCAGAAGCGGCAGUCCUCUCAUACUCGCUGACUUAAAGAAGGUUUCUGUCUCAAAGGCACGUGCCAUCAUUGUCUUAGCAUCUGAUGAGAAUGCUGAUCAGAGUGAUGCACGCGCUUUGAGGGUUGUGCUCAGCCUCACAGGUGUAAAAGAAGGGUUGAAGGGUCAUGUUGUUGUGGAGAUGAGUGAUCUUGACAAUGAACCCUUGGUGAAGCUUGUAGGUGGAGAUCUUAUCGAAACAGUUGUGGCGCAUGAUGUCAUUGGACGGUUGAUGAUACAGUGUGCUCUCCAGCCCGGCCUUGCACAGAUAUGGGAAGACAUCCUGGGGUUUGAAAAUGCUGAAUUUUAUAUUAAAAGAUGGCCCCAACUAGAUGGUCUAUGUUUCAGAGACGUGCUUAUUUCAUUCCCAGAUGCAAUUCCUUGUGGAGUUAAGGAUGCUGCAGAUUGUGGAAAAAUAAUCAUAAACCCUGAUGACAGUUAUGUACUAAAAGAAGGUGACGAGAUCCUUGUUAUAGCCGAAGAUGAUGAUACCUAUGCCCCAGCUCCCUUGCCAGAGGUACAUAGAGGCAUUUUCCCCAGGAUGACUGACCCACCAAAAUUUCCCGAGAAAAUAUUAUUCUGUGGUUGGAGGAGAGACAUUGAUGACAUGAUUAUGGUAUUAGAGGCACUCCUGGCUCCGGGGUCAGAACUGUGGAUGUUUAAUGAGGUUAUUGAGAAGGAUAGGGAAAGGAAGUUGACAGAUGGUGGCCUUGAUAUUACACAAUUAGUGAACAUAAAACUUAUUCAUCGCGAGGGAAAUGCUGUGAUCAGACGCCAUUUGGAGAAUCUUCCUUUGGAAACGUUUGAUUCGAUACUGAUUCUUGCAGAUGAAUCUCUCGAAGACUCCAUCGUCCAUUCUGAUUCACGGUCUCUUGCCACCCUCCUUCUCAUCCGAGAUAUUCAGUCAAAACGCCUUCCAUACAAGAACUCAAAAUCUGUCCCUCUACGGCAUUCUGCUUUCUCCCAGAGCUCGUGGAUUCGCGAAAUGCAACAAGCUUCUGACAAGUCAAUCAUAAUAAGCGAGAUAUUGGAUUCCAGGACUAGAAACCUCGUAUCAGUUUCCAGAAUUAGUGACUACGUGCUAUCAAAUGAGCUGGUGAGCAUGGCGCUGGCAAUGGUAGCUGAAGACAAACAAAUAAACCGGGUCCUAGAAGAGCUCUUUGCAGAAGAGGGAAAUGAGUUGUGCAUCAAGCCUGCAGAGUUCUACUUAUAUGACCAGGAAGAACUCUGUUUCUUUGAUAUAAUGGUACGAGGGCGACAGAGACGCGAAAUUGUGAUAGGAUAUCGUCUUGCAGCCACAGAGCGGGCUGUCAUGAACCCCGCCAACAAACUGGAGCCACAUAAAUGGUCUAUUGAUGACGUUUUUGUUGUCAUUUCGUCUGGCGAGUGAUACUAUCAGCUGCAGUACUUUCUUUUGUAUGCUAUCGACCUCUCACAUCUGAUCAAACAUCGCGUUCCCAUCCCGAGGAUACAACCAAACUUCAUACACAGACAUGAAAGCAAUGAUUGAAACUUCAACAGUUGCAAAGACGAUAAGAUCACCAUGUCCUAACAAGGUAGAAGUAGCUUGACUCGAGGUCGAGGUCGAGGUCGAGGAGAACUAGGAAAGAUCUCUAUAUAUUGUCAUAGAGCAACAACAAAGGUACUAUUCCAGCUUUUGACCAACACUGGUGUUUUUUUGCAGUUUAUAACAGUUAUUAUGAUUUUAGAAGAGGCAUCCUAAUCUAAGCCCAAUUGUGCAUUCCUUAUACUGUGCUCUAUGACUAUUCUGUAGACUGUUGUAUCUGCAUUAAUUCUGCCAAAAUGAGAUUUUGGAUGUUUCUGGGUC